Trichosurus vulpecula (common brushtail) is the source of this 2848-nucleotide messenger RNA. RefSeq names its product PHD finger protein 14 (gene PHF14). The record is from RefSeq and is a predicted model, not a curated record. Gene Ontology annotation, biological process: regulation of transcription by RNA polymerase II. The coding region runs from base 25 to 2745 and encodes 906 amino acids. NCBI's taxonomy places the organism in Eukaryota, Metazoa, Chordata, Mammalia, Diprotodontia, Phalangeridae. The transcript is spliced from 18 exons.
CCCCGCGCCCCGGACGCCGGCCCUAUGGAUCGCAGCUCCAAGCGGAGGCCCGUGAAGCCCCUGGCCGCGUCCCUGCUCGAGGCGCUCGACUAUGACAGCUCCGAUGACAGCGACUUUAAAGUGGGCGAUGCUUCAGAUUCUGAAGGGAGUGGGAAUGGAAGUGAAGACCCUUCGAAGGACAGUGGAGAAGGGUCCUGUAGUGACUCGGAAGAAAACGUCCUGGAGGAAGAUCUUGCCGAAGAAGCGAAAGUCGAGGCAGAAUUGCUGAAGAGCACCACGGUGGAGGAAGAUGUUCCUGUGGCUGAGAAAGCCCCGGGGAAGAUGGAGAAGAAGGAGGAGGAGAGUGAAGAAAAACCCAGAAAGAGAAAGGAGAAGGACAGAGCCUCAGGGUCUGAGGGGACCGCACCCCCUGCCGCCCCCGAAGAGCAGGCCAGUGAGCCCAAGAAGUGGAACCUGCGCAGGAACCGGCCCCUCCUUGACUUUGUGUCCAUGGAGGAGCUCAACGACAUGGAUGACUACGACAGCGAGGAUGAUAACGACUGGCGGCCGACCGUGGCGCGCAGGAAGGGCAAGGCUGCCUCGCAGAGGGAGGGCAGCGACGGCGACCUCGAGGACGAUGAGGACGACGGCAGCGGCAGCGACGAGGAGGACGACGAAGGCAAUGAUGAAGGCCACGGCAGCCCCGCCAGCGACGGGCCGGGCAAGAAGAGGAAGGGCCAGGCUCUCAGCAGGCACAGUGCCGACGACGAGGAGCUGACCAAUGAUAGCUUGACCCUUUCUCAGAGCAAGAGCAAUGAGGACUCGCUGAUUCUUGAGAAGAGUCAAAACUGGAGUGCCCAGAAGAUGGAUCAUAUUUUGAUUUGCUGUGUUUGUCUUGGCGAUAACAGCGAGGACGCUGACGAGAUAAUCCAGUGUGACAACUGCGGCAUUACCGUCCAUGAAGGCUGCUACGGCGUGGAUGGGGAAAGCGAUUCCAUCAUGAGCUCAGCUUCUGAAAACUCCACGGAGCCGUGGUUCUGCGACGCCUGUAAAUGUGGGGUGUCACCCAGUUGUGAGCUGUGCCCGAACCAGGAUGGGAUCUUCAAGGAGACAGACGCUGGCAGGUGGGUCCACAUUGUCUGUGCCCUCUAUGUCCCAGGAGUGGCUUUUGGUGAUAUUGACAAGCUGCGGCCUGUGACCCUUACAGAGAUGAAUUACUCUAAGUACGGGGCCAAGGAAUGCAGCUUCUGCGAAGACCCCCGUUUUGCUAGAACUGGAGUGUGCAUCAGCUGUGAUGCAGGAAUGUGCCGAGCCUAUUUCCAUGUCACCUGCGCCCAAAAGGAGGGUCUACUUUCUGAGGCCGCUGCUGAGGAGGACAUAGCCGACCCAUUUUUUGCUUAUUGCAAACAGCACGCAGACAGACUAGACAGAAAGUGGAAGAGGAAAAACUACUUGGCUCUGCAGUCUUACUGUAAGAUGUCUUUGCAAGAGAGGGAGAAGCAGCUGUCCCCGGAGGCCCAGGCCAGAAUCAAUGCUCGAUUGCAGCAGUAUCGGGCCAAGGCAGAACUGGCUCGUUCCACCAGGCCUCAGGCCUGGGUGCCGAGAGAAAAGCUGCCCCGGCCUCUGACCAGCAGCGCUUCGGCCAUUCGUAAACUGAUGCGCAAAGCCGAGCUCAUGGGCAUCAGCACGGAUAUCUUCCCUGUGGACACAUCGGAUACUAGCUCCAGCGUGGAUGGACGGCGGAAGCACAAACAGCCAGCUCUGACUGCGGAUUUUGUGAAUUACUAUUUUGAGAGAAACAUGCGCAUGAUUCAGAUUCAGGAAAAUAUGGCUGAGCAAAAAAACAUCAAGGAUAAGCUGGAAAAUGAACAGGAAAAGCUGCACGUGGAGUAUAAUAAGCUGUGUGAAUCCUUAGAAGAACUCCAGAACCUGAAUGGAAAGCUCAGAAAUGAAGGACAGGGGAUCUGGGCCUUGCUGGGCAGAAUCACCGGACAGAAGUUGAACAUACCGGCCAUCUUACGAGCGCCCAAGGAGAGAAAGCCCAGCAAAAAGGAAGGCGGUGCCCAAAAGACCUCGACCUUGCCAGCUGUCCUUUAUAGUUGUGGGAUUUGUAAGAAGAACCAUGACCAACAUCUGCUUUUAUUGUGUGACACCUGUAAGCUGCAUUAUCAUCUGGGCUGUCUGGAUCCCCCUCUGACAAGGAUGCCAAGAAAGACCAAAAACAGUUACUGGCAGUGCUCAGAAUGUGACCAGGCAGGGAGCAGUGACAUGGAAGCUGACAUUGCCAUGGAAACCUUGCCAGAUGGGACCAAGCGAUCACGGAGGCAGAUUAAAGAACCAGUAAAAUUUGUUCCACAAGAUGUACCACCAGAACCUAAGAAGAUGCCAAUCAGAAACACGAGAACCAGAGGCCGCAAAAGAAGCUUUGUUCCUGAAGAAGAAAAACCUGAGGAAAGAGUUCCUCGGGAAAGGAGACAGAGACAGUCUGUGCUUCAGAAGAAGCCCAAGUCUGAGGACCUGCGGACUGAGUGUGUGACCUGCAAGGGGACUGGAGACAAUGAGAACCUUGUGAGGUGUGAUGGAUGCGGACUCUGCUACCAUUUGGGCUGUUUGGACCCCCCCCUGAAAAAGUCUCCUAAGCAAACAGGCUAUGGAUGGAUAUGCCAGGAGUGUGACUCCACGUCUUCCAAAGAGGAUGAAAAUGAAGCAGAAAGAAAAGAGGCCCCCCAGGAUCUUAGCCUAGAGCACAAACCCUCCAAGAAGUAGUGGAUUCCUGCUCGGCCGGGAACGUUAGCGGUGCACGUUGUAGCGAAUAGAGUCCUUGGUGUACAAUUUUCUGAACACUCUCAAUAAAGCUGUCGAGAAUGGG